GCGGACGCUCCAACUGGGGUGGAACAUCGUUCGGUAGGGCUGUCCCCCUCACCUGGUUGCCAACGUCUUCAAUCAUGGUGGCAUAGGUACACACAGGUGGGUGGCUGUGGACGUUGUUUUUCGUGUUGGAAGAGCGUCAUGGAGGGCUGCGAUUGCGAUGUCCGUGUUGUGCUGUCGACGAGGGAGAAGACAGUUAUCGCGGCGGCUGCGGUUGCCGUUGUCCGUCGUUUCCAAUUGGAGAGGGCGGCCGGGCGCAUGAAGGCAGCACUUUUGAGGCGGCGGCAGAGGCGUCUGCUGCAGAGGGUGUUGGACGCCCCGCACUGCAUCACCACUUCGGAGGCCGUGGUUCAGCUGUGUGUUGCAAUCGGGUGCGGUUUGCUUCCUCGGGCGAUGCCACGUUGGCGGAUGAGGCGGAGAACUGGCCGGACUUGGGAGGAUUUGCAGGUGUGCGAUGACGCGACAGACGACUACUUUCUUGAAAAGCUCCGCAUGUCAAGGAGAGUGUUCAUGGAGAUCAGCGAAGCCUGCGCCUUAUUUGCAACGACAGGGACAAGAUAUCGUGGCCGACUCGGUUGCGGAAACACGUCGUGCUACGGAAAAUUUUUGGAGAAGGGCUUUCCCAACUGGCAUGGCGCAGUUGACUGCACACACAUCUACGUGGACAAACCGGCGAACGCGCCGAGCGAGAACUACUUCGACCACAAGCACCAUUUCUCCGUCAUUGCGCAGGUGGUGGUGGACCUGGAUCUGCGCGAGCUUGACGUGUUCGUUGGAUAUCCGGGGAACUGCCACGGCAUUAGGGUGAUCCAGCUGUCAAGUCUGUCGAGGCGAGCGGAAGAGGGACUGUUGGUUCGAGGGCCGCCUGUCAUGCUGUCGGAAGGGGUGAGGACGAACGAAUACAUCUUGGGCGACAACGGGUAUCCUCCUUCUAAAUGGGUAAUGGUGCCAUACGGAGGAAUCAAUCAGCACCCGGACGAGGAAAGGUUCGACACGAAGCAAAAGGUCGCAAGAGGGGCUGUGGAGAGGGCGUUCGGGAGGUUGAAGGGGAUGUGGAGGCUCUUCCUUCGGACGCACAAGACGAACCUCGACACUCUACCGCAGCAGUUCACGCCAGUCUGCAGUCUCCACAACAUCCUGCUCGAUGCCAGUAUCGAAUUCGACGAGGAUUCGUUGUGGGAGGUCGACGAGAACGGGGUGAGCCGUCGUGUGGACGUGGGGAUUCAUCGUCCCCCGCAGCCAGUGACGAUGUUGACUUCGACGCACGCGGCUCACGCGCUCCGCAAUGUGCUGGCGGAGCAAAUGAAACACAUGUGAUCCUGCCUGCCGCUUGCCUGUUUGUCCCCUUCAAUUCGUGUUUCGCCAUCGUCGAUCGACAGCCCCUGCGUC
Chara braunii is the source of this 1386-nucleotide messenger RNA. The record is from the annotation of a GenBank genome assembly. NCBI's taxonomy places the organism in Eukaryota, Viridiplantae, Streptophyta, Charophyceae, Charales, Characeae.